Molecule: messenger RNA, 2581 nt
Organism: Dinoponera quadriceps
Lineage: Eukaryota; Metazoa; Arthropoda; Insecta; Hymenoptera; Formicidae
Gene: pkaap
Product: A-kinase anchor protein 10, mitochondrial
Exons: 10
Coding region: 322-2058 (578 amino acids)
Biological process (GO): intracellular protein localization
Cellular component (GO): plasma membrane
Molecular function (GO): protein kinase A binding
Source: RefSeq, a predicted model, not a curated record
CCGAUUGUGUCGUAAUCGGCGAUGCAAACAACAGUGAUCUGUCACACGAUCGGGCCGACCCGUGUAAUGACGCCACCGCGAAAUGUCGUGCGUCGUAUACGCGCGUAACCGGGGUGCGGAUCGACGUCGGGAACAACGAAAAGCUCGGGGAGGCUGUCGUUCGGAUCGGCCGCGCGUCAACGUCGGACAUUUAACCCGAAACUGAUGUGUUCCAUUCAUCUUCCGUGGGCUAUGCACACGUAGCCUCACCGCCGUUUAUAUUUAUCUCUGUGACCCUUCCUGCAUCGGCAACUCUUAUCAUGUUACGCGCUGACACGAACGAUGCUCCAAUUUUUUAGGAAGAUUGGACAAAGGGACAAGUCCGGAUUGUUAGAAAGCUCACCCACCAAAUCGACAAGUUCAGGAAGCUGGGCGUCAGAUGCGUUCAAUGGCGGCGCAUCCAUUCAAACGUCGCCGGGCGUAUUGUGCAGCCUCGAGGAAGAAGCAGAGGAAGAAAUCAUCGGUUGUGACAUCAAGGAGGAGGCAUACUCCUUCAGUUCCCGUUUGUCCAAAGCCCUCCCGGAAGUACUUACGGACAAGAGUGCCCUCGGUUAUUUCAUACAGUUUAUGGACACUAGGAAACGCGUAGCUCUCAUCAAGUUCUGGCUGGAGGUGGAAUGCCUGUGCAGCGCGUCCGGUAUGCCCGGCUGCGCGGAAAAGGCCAGAUGCUCGAAUCAAAAGGAAUUAAUAGAUGCUUUGCCUAAUUCUUUAGAUAAUAAUAACGAGGGGAAUCUCAGUUGCAACGUAUUCUCUAACGAUGUAGAUACUCAAACAAGCAGCGAAGUACCAUGCGAUGAGGAUGCGAGUAGCGAUAACACGACAUCCGUUCUAAGUGGUAUGCCAAAGACUAGUCAGGUGGUAAGUGAGACGCGACAAUCAAACCACGAUUGUGGAAACAAGAGACACGACAUGACAACGGGCAAGCAGGACGCUCUGAGGAUUUACAGGAAGUAUAUUGUUAAGGAAGCUCUGGGUGCAAAUCAAAUAUCUGAAGAAUUAAGGCUAAACAUGGAGAAAGCUGUUGCGCAGGAGAACAUUGAGCCUAUAUUACGGUGCCUAUCUGCUAUUCAAAGCAUAGUAUACGAUAUAUUAGAGAAUGAGUAUAUUAACGAUUUUUUACGAAGCGAAUUUCACUGCAAGCACCAAAUUGACGUGCUCACCAGUGGCAAUGUACAGUUAGCGGAUAUAUUAUACAAUGAAACCGCAUUCUUUUAUUUCAUGGAGUUUAUGGAACUCGAGAAUAAGCGGGAGCUGUUGGAUUUCUGGAUGUCGGUGAUCAGUUACAAGCAGAAUCUCCUGGACAAGAAAGGCGCGGCCGAUCCCGAAGAAGCGCAGUCCGACGCCGUUGUCAUUUAUGAGAAGUAUUUCAGCCUGCAAGCAACGAUGCCCCUUGGAUUUAGCGAUAAGAUACGCUUUCACGUGGAACAAAACAUUUGCCGCGAGGACGAGGGUGGACCGCAGCCUGAUUGUUUCGACAAGCCCAACAAGAUCGUGUAUAAUUUCCUCAACAAGUAUUAUCUCCCAGCCUUCUUAUCGUCGCAGCUGUAUUAUAAAUACUUAUCGGAGUUAAUCAGUACCAUCCAAAGCAGUCCAUGUCCGAGUCUACACGCCAAGAUAAGGAGGACAGGUUCGGAUUGCAGCAGCGAAGUGAGCUCAGUGUGCACUAGUAUGCCAAGUACUUCUCAGAUAACAAAUUAUGGCAACAGGUUACCUGAUAAUAAGAGGAAUAUUAACAAUCACAUGAAUAUCGACACCAGGCAACUCUACGAUCCAGAUUCCCUGUGGAAACGUAACAAAUACAGGUUGAGCAUUGGUUAUAUUGAUAACUUAGGUAGAUUUAUUACUGAGAUAGAGCCAGACCCUCAUAGGAAAUACGAAUCUCGCCUAACACGUGCUGUAAAACGACUUGUAAAUAUAGAACAGGAUAAGGCUAAAGAAGAAUUAGCGUGGAGGAUUGCUGAGAUGAUCAUUCGUGAGAUCACAUCCAUGACACUUGGAGCUACGAACCUUCCCUCUUGAUGGUGCAAAUUUGACAUCGUAACGAUCUUGAAACUUGAGUUUGCCCUAAGUAUAAGAUAUUUUCUAUGUUUUGAGUGUGUGUACAAGCGAAACGUUACUUUCUCUAUUUUACUUUGAAACGUUAGCGCAAUAAUGUUGCAGACUUUGCCAAAGUGCCAAACGGAUUGUCAAUAUAAGUGGACGACUUUAUUAAAUAUCUCUCUUGUAACAUAUAUAACAGGUAUUUUAAGACAGAGAUACAGACAAAAUUACCGGAUAAAUAUCUCUGUAUUUCCUUGUUUUAUACUUUUAUAUUUCACGAUUGUUACCAGGCAUAUAUUUUGCGCAAUCGGUGAAAUUUUUCAAUCGAUGAUUUGCCGUUGCUAAUUCAGGUUCAGAAAUUACAAGUAACGUAUUUAAGUUGCGCUAUUGUUCCAUGAGGAAACAUCAAAGUAUAUAUAAUUCCUCGUUUUUCGUAAAUUUAUAGAAUUAAUAAGCGAGUGAGAUAUUAAAUUGAUAACUAAUUUGUUAUCCUUUAAGUUCA